Messenger RNA from Clarias gariepinus (North African catfish), 2279 nucleotides. RefSeq names its product solute carrier family 1 member 7a (gene slc1a7a). The transcript is spliced from 11 exons. Lineage: Eukaryota; Metazoa; Chordata; Actinopteri; Siluriformes; Clariidae. Gene Ontology annotation, biological process: L-glutamate transmembrane transport. Gene Ontology annotation, molecular function: L-glutamate transmembrane transporter activity; neutral L-amino acid transmembrane transporter activity; glutamate:sodium symporter activity. The record is from RefSeq and is a predicted model, not a curated record. Gene Ontology annotation, cellular component: plasma membrane. Bases 208 to 1941 code for a protein of 577 amino acids.
GUAGUGGCCUGAGAAGGAAAUAAAGAAAGUGAUAGACUGAAGAUUCAAAGACAGUGUGAUGGGAUUUACUCUUAUAAACAGUCACCAAGGGUGGAUUUGGACUUUCUUGUACGGACGGUACUCCAUCCUCACGCUCUCCGCAUGUGUGUAUGUCUGGUUCAGGCUCCUGAAUUGACUUGUGUGUAAUUGGAAAGACAGCGGGACACCAUGACCCUGGGCGCGAUGUGGAGCCGGGUGAAGAACGUAUGCACGCAGAACGGCCUCCUCAUCCUGUCUGUGCUGGCCGUGGUGGUCGGGUGCCUGCUGGGGUUCUUCCUGCGUUCCAAACAGCUCUCUGAACAGGAGGUGAAGUACUUCCAGUUCCCCGGAGAGCUCCUCAUGAGGAUGCUCAAGAUGCUCAUCCUACCUCUUGUUGUCUCCAGUUUGAUGUCCGGUCUGGCAGCAUUGGAUGCUAAAUGCUCAAGCCGCCUGGGCAUCAUGACCAUCUCCUAUUACCUGUGGACCACGUUUGUGGCCGUAGUGGUCGGCAUUAUCCUGGUGAUCAUCAUCCACCCAGGCGGAGCGGCACAGAAAGAGGACUCGGAGGACAGCGGAAAGCCGAUCAUGAGUUCUGCUGACGCUCUGCUUGAUCUCAUCCGCAACAUGUUUCCUGCCAACCUGGUUCAAGCUACUUUUCAACAGUACCGCAGCCAGAGUAUCCCCAUCUUAAAGCCAAAGCCCACUGUGAGCCAGGGCCUGACAGAGUCCCCCACCAGGCGCGUUUUUAUCUACGGCAUUCAAGACGACAAUGGCACAGACAUUCAGAGCUUCUCUCUGGACCUAACGCCACCUCCAGAAGUGGUUUUCAGGACGCUGCCCGGCACCAGCGAGGGCAUGAACGUCCUGGGGAUUGUCAUAUUUUCAGCGACGAUGGGAAUCAUGCUAGGAAGAAUGGGACCCAAUGGCAAGGCGAUGGUCAACUUCUGCCAGAGUUUAAACGAAGCGGUGCUGAAGAUCGUAGCCAUAGUUAUCUGGUAUUUCCCAUUUGGGAUUGUCUUCCUGGUAGCUGGCAAGAUCUUGGAGAUGGAUGACCCUUCUGCAAUGGGGAAGAAAUUGGGUUUCUACGCCAUCACCGUGGUUACCGGGCUGAUCGUCCAUGGUCUCUUCAUCCUGCCCGCCAUGUACUUCUUCAUCACCAAAAAGAGCCCAAUCGUUUACAUCCGAGGCAUUCUUCAGGCUCUGCUCAUCUCACUGGCUACAUCAUCCAGUUCUGCCACACUUCCCAUCACCUUUAAGUGCCUCCUGGAGAACAACCAUAUUGACCGGCGCGUCAUCCGCUUUGUCUUACCCGUUGGAGCCACCAUCAAUAUGGACGGCACUGCACUCUACGAAGCCGUGGCAGCGAUAUUCAUCGCUCAGGUCAAUAAUUAUGAGCUGGACUUUGGUCAGAUCAUCACAAUCAGCAUCACAGCCACAGCAGCCAGUAUUGGUGCAGCGGGGAUUCCUCAGGCUGGCCUGGUAACAAUGGUGAUUGUGUUGACCUCAGUGGGACUUCCUACUGAUGACAUCACGUUAAUCAUUGCUGUCGAUUGGGCCCUGGACCGUUUCAGGACCAUGGUGAACGUGAUGGGAGACGCACUGGCCACAGGAAUUAUGGCACAUAUAUGCAGGAAAGACUUUAUGAAGGACGGUGAAGAGAUUCCUCUGAUCUAUGAAACCAAGCCCAUCCAGCAGACGGUGUCCUAUCAGAGCAACGGCUGCUUCCAGCCUCUUCUGACGCACCACGGGAAGCCUGAACGUCUACCCACAGAUGUGGCUCACCUCAUACAGCUCGAAGAAGGGAUCAGGUCAGAAAGGAAGCACAAAAAGACCACACACCACAUCAAGAGGAGAGACCAGGACCGAACUAGAGAUCGAGAUCACUGCGCUAUUGACAUGAGUGGCCUGGAAACCAAAGUCUAGACUCGCUCAGAUCUUGUGGUUGUGAGAGGAAUGCGCAAGGAACACAUGCUAGUCGUCUAAUCCUGUACUGCAGAUUUGCCAUUGACAUCUAGUAGAGGUUUGAAUGCAUGUGACUAUGCAUGCUAUGGACCAUAUACUGUAAAGCAGUUUUGAAAGAAAAAUGAAAUGACCCGGUCCAAUCUCUGGAACUUUCUAAUACAUGGCACAUGUCAGGAGUUAUAGCUCGUUACAGCGCCUUAUUUGGUCAACAUGGAUACGGCUACAGAUAGAAUCAAAAUGUUUCAUGCACUUGUGACCUUUUGCUUUUUAUUAUUUAUUUUUUUUACAUUUGCUCUGAA